Messenger RNA from Mugil cephalus (flathead mullet), 1163 nucleotides. Its product is annotated as glutathione S-transferase A-like. Gene Ontology annotation, biological process: glutathione metabolic process. Lineage: Eukaryota; Metazoa; Chordata; Actinopteri; Mugiliformes; Mugilidae. The transcript is spliced from 6 exons. Bases 59 to 739 code for a protein of 226 amino acids. The record is from RefSeq and is a predicted model, not a curated record. Gene Ontology annotation, molecular function: glutathione transferase activity.
CUUCAUACAUUCAGUCUCUCUGUGUCAGCGUGAACGUCGGUCCGUUAGGUCUGAAACCAUGGCAAAGGACAUGACUCUGCUGUGGUGCUCCGGCUCUGUCCCUUGUUGGAGGGUGAUGAUCGCCCUGGAGGAGAAGAACCUGCAGGGAUACAACCAAAAACUGCUCUCCUUCGACAAAAUGGAGCACAAGUCCCAAGAAGUGUUGAAUAUAAACCCCAGGGGACAGGUGCCAACUUUCAAACAUGGAGACAUUGUGGUGAAUGAAUCCUAUGCAGCCUGUUUUUACUUGGAGAACACGUUUAAGUCCCAGGGAAGCAAACUGAUCCCAGACGGCGCCGAAGCACAAGCUCUGAUGUACCAGCGCAUGUUUGAGGGUCACACGUUCUACGAUAAACUCGGUAUAGUUAUCUACUAUGAGUAUUAUUUCCCCAAAGAAGAAAGACACGACUCUGCUGUGAAGAGAAACAAAGAGGCUCUGGCCACUGAAUUGAAACUCUGGGAGGGUUACCUGCAGAAGAUGGGCUCGGGCUCUUAUCUGGCAGGACCAUCGAUCUCGCUCGCAGAUGUGCUGGUUUUUCCAGUCGUUGCCAAUGCUUUUGAAUUUGGGUUGUCUGCUGAGCGUUACCCUAAACUGGCAGAGUAUUACGCUCUGCUGAAGGACCGACCCAGCGUCAAAGCCAGCUGGCCUCCACACUGGCUGGAGAACCCCAAUGCAGAAGACACGCUGAAAGACGUCUGAUAUUCACAAUGUUGACAAAUGUAUUGAUUCGCUUUGGUGCCUCUAUCCUGCUUCUGAUAAUCAAGUCUCAGCUUAACGAUGACGCAGCUUCUAGUUUUCUGGUAUGUUCUCAAUACCUACUGUCUAUCAGAGAUUUCUGAUGACUAUAUGUGUUCUGCAAAGAUCACCAUGACUUACAGUGUCACUUGGCAAUAUAACUGCUCUAUGUCCACAUCCAUUGUGUGUGUGUGUCUUAUGUCGAUCUUGUGACUCACAAGUUACUAUAACAACAGUUAGUAGGAUGUGUUAAUUCUUCUCUGAAGUCAGUUGUUCUGCAGAAUCAUUCAUAUUAGUCUCUCUGCAUACAGGUUGACAGCCAUUGUUUUGCACAGUGAAUGAAAUCAUAAUGUUAGUAGGCCAUGAUUAAAGGAUCUUACUGAUGGCA